AUGAUAGGCACUACGGUAUCAUUCAACAACUCAUUAAAUUCUGGACUUCAAGUGGGAGAAAAUGAUGGUAAUAUCAUCGCACAUUUCCAUCAGUCCCAAGCAGAAAUAUCCCCGGAUCAAGCAUGUAUACGGGAUCUGCGGACGACCGACCCUCGUCAUGACAAAGACCGUAUUGAGGAGAUAGGUGGAAGGCUUCUCAAAGACUCAUACAGCUGGAUCCUAGACAACGAGGAGUUUAACCAAUGGCAAGACAGCCAAGGCGGCCCUCUCCUGUGGAUCAGGGGUGAUCCCGGUAAAGGCAAAACGAUGCUCCUGUGCGGUAUCAUCGAGGAGCUCAAACGAUCGAUUGGGGACACUGCGAAUAUCUCGUUCUUUUUCUGCCAAGCCACCGACGCGCGAAUCAAUAAUGCGACGGCUGUUCUCCGUGGCUUGAUCUAUUCACUUAUCAUGAAGCAACCAUCUCUUCUCACCCAUGUACGGAGUCGAUACGAUCAAGCGGGAAAAGCCCUGUUCGAGGACAUCAACGCAUGGAACGCCCUCUCGAGGAUCUUCACGGAUAUCCUGAAAGACUUGAACUUACGGAAUACCUAUUUGGUUAUCGAUGCCUUAGAUGAAUGCACAACAGGCCUCUCUCUCCUUCUAGACAUGAUUGUCCGGGAGUCGCCUACGUACCCAAAAGUGAAGUGGAUUGUCUCAAGCCGCAACUGGCCUGACAUUGAAGAGCGCCUUCGCACUGCAACCCAGACAGCUGCAAUCUCAUAG
Messenger RNA from Penicillium samsonianum, 762 nucleotides. RefSeq names its product NACHT nucleoside triphosphatase. The record is from RefSeq and is a predicted model, not a curated record. The transcript has 2 exons. Bases 1 to 762 code for a protein of 253 amino acids. Lineage: Eukaryota; Fungi; Ascomycota; Eurotiomycetes; Eurotiales; Aspergillaceae.